AUGCUGAUAUCGAAACGCGAUCAGGGUUGGUUUGCGACCCCGCGUAGAUCUGACCCGGUCAAUUGUUUUGCUGCCUUUUUCAAUUUUUGGGACUCGACUAAUUACCAACCGGCGCUUCAAUCCUGUUACUCUAGUAAGCCACUCAAACCUCUCCUUGAUCGUAUCGUCCUCCUUUUGGUCCGACAAUCUGCAACACUUCACCGUGCACUUGUCAAAGCCGGGAGAAAUGUAGAUAACCGCCUUGACCAAUUUCCUCGAUCUGUUCUGGUGGAUUUUUUUUGGAACGGAGAUCAUUUCUUAGGAGUUGCACCAUAUUAA
Molecule: messenger RNA, 318 nt
Organism: Heterobasidion irregulare TC 32-1
Lineage: Eukaryota; Fungi; Basidiomycota; Agaricomycetes; Russulales; Bondarzewiaceae
Exons: 1
Coding region: 1-318 (105 amino acids)
Source: RefSeq, a predicted model, not a curated record